AUGCCUCUCAGAACGAAAGUCAGCAAGGCGAGAGAGCAAGAUGUCGACGAUGCGAUGGAGAAGGCAGCCAAAUCGUUGGACAAGUACUACAAAGCACUGGGAGACUUCAGAGAUCUGAGUGACAAAAUCGAAAAGUGCGAAGAUGAUAUGGAACAUUUUUAUAAGCAACUUCAUCGUCGUCAAUACAGUACAACCCAGGAGAAGAUUCGACUCGAAGACAAAUACAAUCUGGCACGCAGGCACAGUGAACACUUUCAAGAGCAAUACGACCGCGCUCAUGGCCGCGUCGACAGCGCCAAAGCUACGCUUGACAGACACCGAAAGGAGUACACUGAGCUUGACGCUAUGUUCGAGGACCAAGAGGAUAAGCGCAUGGCUGCGGCAUUCAAGAAGUUGGACGAGGAAGAACGGGAGCGUCGACAGUGGUUCGAGGCAAAGCAGCGACGACGUCGACCCUCUCACAGCCGCAAGGCUGGACCAAGCUCUGAUCAAGCUCCCCGGCCGGAGUAUUCGCGGCACUCCUCUCGAAAACACGACCAACAACCACGCCAACCUCCCCAAGGCCAGCAACACCCACCCCGUUCCCAAGACCAACCCACGCGUCCAGCCCCUCCCAACCGCAUGCCCACAGAGCUAACCAUCACCAGCUGGCGUCGCUAUGUCGAUGACUGCUUCAAAGACUACUCUUCUAUCAAGGAAUUCCCUCACCCACCAAUCAUGGGCAGACAUGAUGACCCAGCAUCGUGGGAGAAAGACCUCAAAGCCUUGUUCCGACAGCUCGGUGAGAUCGACCUCAAGAAAGAGUCAUAUCGCUGGCAUCCUGAUAAGUUCUCGCCGUGUGAGGAAGGUAAGAAGGAGAAGUUUCAGGUGUAUGCGAGGGAGGUGUUUGUGGUGUUGAAUGCGAUGGCGAAGGAGAAGUAG
Zasmidium cellare ATCC 36951 is the source of this 921-nucleotide messenger RNA. RefSeq lists its product as uncharacterized. The coding region runs from base 1 to 921 and encodes 306 amino acids. The record is from RefSeq and is a predicted model, not a curated record. The transcript has a single exon. Lineage: Eukaryota; Fungi; Ascomycota; Dothideomycetes; Mycosphaerellales; Mycosphaerellaceae.